Chrysoperla carnea is the source of this 1928-nucleotide messenger RNA. RefSeq names its product BLOC-1-related complex subunit 8 homolog. The record is from RefSeq and is a predicted model, not a curated record. Gene Ontology annotation, cellular component: BORC complex. The transcript is spliced from 3 exons. Bases 97 to 582 code for a protein of 161 amino acids. NCBI's taxonomy places the organism in Eukaryota, Metazoa, Arthropoda, Insecta, Neuroptera, Chrysopidae.
UAAACAAUAGAAAAUCUUAUAUGUCAAAUUUUGGGAAUAUAUGAAUUUUAUUGAAUAAUUUUGCAGAAAUAGAUUUUAAUAUUUAGAUCAAAGAAAAUGGCAACUUGGCAAAGUGAUCCUGAAUUGGAAAACAAAGUGAAAAGAGCAACUGAAAGAAUUUCUGAAAACAUGCAUAUUGUGGCAAAUGAACCAUCGUUAGCAUUUUAUCGUUUACAAGAACAUGUCCGAAAAGCGUUAACACCAAUGGUGGAUCGUCGUGUUGAAGUCACAAAAUUACAAUAUGAGCUUCAAGGAAGAUGUUAUGAUGUCGAAUAUGCCGUUAGUGCGCUGAAAGCAAUGGACAAUGCCGAAUCAACAUUGAAAAGUGUACAAGACAUGUUAAAAAAUGCAAUAUUCUUAAAACAACAAUUAAAAUAUGAAGAAGCACGGCGUAAAAAACCAGAAACAAAUUCUGUAUAUAAACGUUUAUCAGCACACAUAACAUUAGAUUUACCUGAAUUACCGGAAUUAUCCGAUGUUGUACGAGAAACAGCAAAUCGUGUUGAGUCUAUGAUGUCAAAUGCAAGACAUAACAAUACUUAAAAAGCGAUCUUUCUCAAAAAUCAUGUUUGCUCAGCAUUCUUUUCAAAGCCUUUCUUGUGAUUUUAGGAAAAAUAUUUUAUAAAUUUAUUGUAUUUUGUUCAUCAAAUUGUGCUGUGACAAUUAAUCUCAAUGAUUUUUUGGCUCAAAGAAAAUAAAUUCUUAAUUUUCUGCAUACACAACUAGUAGUAAAUUUACAAGAAAUUGGAAAUGCUUCAAGCUAAUGUAUGAGGAUCGGUUCAAUCCCAUUACUGAUUAAAUCCUUAGAUUUAUCUUCGGUAUGAAUUCGUUUAUGAUUUAUAGCAGCCCAACAUCAGCAAAUAUAGAGUUUCACAAAAAUAAAAAACAAGAAGAAGAAGAUUUUGGAAAUGCUUCUAGACAAUGGAUUAGAACCGGUUCGAUCUCAUUACUGAUUAAAUCCUUAGAUUUCUCUUCUUUACGAAUUCGUUUAUGAUCUAUAUAUAACAUCAGCAAAUAUAGAGUUUCACAAAAAUAAAGAACAGAAGCAGAAGAUGUUGGAAAUGCUUCAAGGCAAUGGAUUAGAUCCGAUCCGAUCUUAUUACUGAUUAAAUCUUCAGGUUUAUCUUCGGUAUGAAUUCGUUUAUGAUAUAUUGUAGUGCAACAUCGGCAAACCAGCAAAAAUCGACGUCAAAAAAUAAAGAACUUUCCAAGAAGUUAAAAAUGCUUCAAGGCAAUGGAUUAGAACCGGCUUGACUUCAUUACUGAUUAAAUAUUUAGGUUUAUCUUCGAUAUGACUUCGUUUAUCAUCAAAAAUAGGGAUAAUUAAAAUAAUGAACUUAGCAAGAAGUUGGAAAUGCUUCGAGGCAAUAAAAUUAGAAUAAUCGGUUCAAUAUCAUUGCUGAUUAAACCUUAAGAUUAGUAGCCCAAAAGCAGCAAAAAUAAAGGUAAAAAAAUAAUAAACUUAGCAAGGAGUUGGAAAACUUUCGAGGCAAUGGAUUAUAACCGAUUCAAUCCCAUUACUGAUUAAACCUUUAUGUUUAUGUUUGGUAUGAAUUCAUUUAUGAUUUAUUGUAGCGGAACAGGAGCAAAAAUAACGGUAAAAAAAAUAAUGAACUUAGCAAGAAACUGAAAAUGCUUCGAGGCAAUGGAUUAAAAUCGAUUCAAUCCAUUUACUGAUUAAAUUUUAAGACUUAUCUUCGGUAUGAAUUCAUUUAUGAUUUAUUGUAGUGCAACAUCGGCAAACCAGCAAAAAUCGACGUCAAAAAAUAAAGAACUUUUCACGAAGUUAAAUACAUCUCUCUCUAAAAGUUAUUCUAACUGUACCUAAAAAUUUUGGCUAAUUUGAUGAACAAUUUUGAUUGUUAAAAAAAUGUGUUUGUGAUAUUAGU